This is a messenger RNA of Menidia menidia (Atlantic silverside), 6203 nucleotides long. Lineage: Eukaryota; Metazoa; Chordata; Actinopteri; Atheriniformes; Atherinopsidae. The record is from the annotation of a GenBank genome assembly.
AUGGACUGGGAUCCAUUCGAUGAGCAGAUGCCUCGGCUCCAGGCCCAGAGGAAGUUCGCGCAGUCGCAGCCCAACUCCCCCAGCACCACGCCCGUCAAAGUGUCGGACUCGGGCAGCGGCCUGAGCAACGGCCUGGCCGCCGCGCCGUCCACCUCCCUGUCCUCGCUCUCCUCGUCAUCACUGUCCUCCUCCAUCCAGGACCUUAAUAUGGCCUAUUUCGGGAGCUCCCAGGAGGAGGAGGAGCUGGACGAAGAGGAGGAGGAGAAGGAGGAGGAGGUGCAGAACGGCGUUCACUCCCACGUCGUGGGGAGCACCAGCCAAGCUUCGGCCUCCUCCUCAUGUCACUCCACACCCCGUAAGGGCAAACUCCCCGCCAAGCAGCCCCUCAACGGACACGUUUUCCACGGCCACAGCAAAGCAGGGACCAGGGAGAGUCCGCGCCCCAAGGCCGGGCUUCACAGCAGGGACGCGCCCGCCCCGGCGCUGCCGCCGCCCCCACCCCCUCCCCCGCCGCUCCUGAGAGAGCGCAGCGAGCGGGCGGAGGCCCGGGAGCACGCCAGGGAGCAGCUGGCUCUGGCCAACGGCCGGGCCUCGGCCAACGGGCUGCCACCCAGGAGAGCGGCCGAGGAGCUACGGAAGCAGGUCUCUAAAGUGAACGGGCUGACGCGGGCAGGCCUGGCACAAGCUGUUGGCGGUGCCAAAAAGAGCCGGGACUUCCGAAUGCCGUCCAAAACUGUGAAAAAGUACACAGCCACCGUGUCCAAGGGCCACGUCACCUACACCAAAGCCAAGCAGAAAGAGAUGGGCAAGAAAACCAAACUCAGCAACAAACACAGCAGCGCCGCCUCGGCACCGUCGUCAGCGAACAAUCACAAUCAGCACAGCCAGCCAGCAGCCAGCAACGGGCUGGCCCACUCAGGAAAAGCCGCGGCGCCAGCCCACCACAGCAAUGCAAAAACCCGCAAACAGGUGCUACUAUCCAACGGGCUGCACAACGCGGCCGCCAACGGCCGGCCCAACGGCCGGCUGAACGGGCAGCGGCACAACGCCCCGGCCCGGGAGGACAGGCAGAGGCCCGGCCAGCCGGGCCCGGCGGAGUGCGCGGGCCGGGAGGGCCUGCGCAACUCCAAGCGGCGUCUGGAAGUGGUGCUCAACGCCGUGGGCGCCGUGGACCUGAAAGCCAAAGCCACCGGCUCAGAGGCCAAGAAGGCCAAGCUCCAGCCCGCGCCCCUGGAGACGCGCAGCAGCAGCAAGAGGGCGGCCAGCGAAGAGAGGGCCGCCAAGCAGGGCGCCCCCCCCGCCGCCCCAGUGGCCAACGGACUCCAAUCAGAAAGGCCCCCGUCGCCCGAACCGACUAAGCAACCCGCCGCUCCGGCCCCGCCCUCCACCCCGCCUUCUCAGCAGCAGAGCCCGCCUCCUUCCACACCAGCAGCCGGCGCCGAGUCGCUGAACCAGCGGCCCAAGCGCGCCUCGGCCGGCAAGCUGAUGCUGAUCCGACAAGCGCAGCAGCAGCAGAGCCGAGCGCACGGCCGCGGCUCCUCCUCCUCCUCCUCCUCCUCAUCCUCCUCCUCCCCGCUACUCGGCCCCAAUCACUCACCAAAUCCCAGCCGUGCCAGCACUACCUCAGACCCCCAACAGACCUCGGUGUCCUCUUCCUCCUCCUGCUCCGCCACCGCCGCCUCCGCCUCCCCUCUCCUCAAUUCCCACUGCCCCGGACAGCUCAAACCAGCAGCCUCGCGGGCGGCCGACCGCGACAAGGAGUGGGAGCGCGAGAAAGAGCUGACCCGCCACAAGGAGCGAGAUCAGGAGAGGGAGCGCCAGCGGAGCAAGGCGGAGGGCUGGGCCGCGCUGGGCGAAGGCCCUUUCUUUCGGCCAAGUCCCAGGGAGUUCCAGGACCCCCUGGUGUACUUGGACGCGGUGAGGGAACGGGCCGAAGUGGCUGGCAUGUGCCGCGUGGUGCCACCGCCCGACUGGCGGCCGGAGUGCAAGCUGAACGAGGAGAUGCGUUUUGUUACACAGGUGCAGAAGGUCCACAUGCUGGGCCGACGCUGGGGUGGCUGCGAAGUGGACCUGUCGCGUUUUUUCCAGCUCAUCAAUGACAUGGGCGGCAUGCAGCAGGUGAUGGACCUGAAAAAGUGGACCAAGCUUGCCGACCUCCUCCACAUCCCCAAGUCUGCCCAGGACCGGCUGGCCAAGCUGCAGGAGGCCUACCUCCAGUACAUCCUCUCCUAUGACUCGCUCAGCACAGAGGAGCGCCUCCGGCUGCUGGCCGAGGUGCUGCAGGAGAAAAAGAACUUGGAGUCCCGGCGGGGCCCCCUGGAGGGCCUCUCGGACUCCUCGGCCCCCAACGGGCUCUCGCUGCCACGCUACGAGCCCAAGAACGGGCUGGUGGGCGGGGUCGUGGGCGGCGGCGGCGGCACGGCGGCGGCGGGACACCCCCGCGCCAACGGAGUCUACCACCGUCUGAAGGAGCUGGAGGCUCAGGUCAAAGCGGGCCGGCGCCGGCUCUUCGCUCAGGAAAAACAAGGCAAAGAGGACAGGCAGCACGGAGAGGAGCCGCCGGAGGACCACAGGGGCGUGCUCAGCGACCAGCACAAAUGUAUUUACAAGGGGAAAUCGGUGUCCCUGACCAACUUCUUCAGGAUAGCCCGGAACACCAUGACCAUGUGCUUUAACAAGGAACCGGGGGCUGCCGAGGUUGAGCAAGAGUAUUGGAGGAUUGUGGAGCAGAGAGACUGCCACGUGGCAGUGCAUUGUGGGAAAGUAGACACCAGUACACACGGCAGUGGAUUCCCCACAGGAAAGUCAGAGCCAUUUGCAAAACAUGGAUGGAACCUCACUGUCCUGCCGAAUAACUCUGGAUCUAUACUGAGGCAUCUGGGUGCUGUGCCUGGGGUGACCAUUCCCUGGCUCAACGUUGGCAUGGUCUUUUCUACCUCAUGCUGGUCUCGAGACCAAAAUCGCCUUCCAUAUAUUGAUUACUUACACACUGGUGCUGAUUGCAUUUGGUAUUCUGUCCCUGCUGAGGAAAAGGUUAAGCUGGACAAAGUGGUCCAUACACUGCUUCAAGCCAAUGGCACCCCAGGACUAGAAAUGCUGGAGAAGAAUAUCAUGAUCUCUCCAGAGGUGCUGUGCCGCGAAGGCAUCAAGGUUUACCGUACAGUCCAGCGGUGUGGCCAGUUCGUGGUCUGCUUCCCCGGUGCCUUUGUCUCUAAAGUGUGCUGUGGCUACAGCGUGUCGGAGACGGUGCACUUUGCCACGCCACACUGGAUGAACCUGGGUUACCAGGCUGCGAAGGACCUGAAAUGUCGUUGUAUAGCCAAACCCUUCUCCAUGGAGAAGCUACUGUAUCAGAUCGCCACCGCAGAGUCCAAGAGGGACAACGGCCUUCUCCUCACCACUAUCUCCUCCCUACUCAAAGACCUCAGGAACAUAGAGAUGCAUCAACGUCAGGAACUUUACAAGGCAGGUCUGCUCUCAUCCGCUCGCUACGGCACGCACGACGGCUGUUUGGGGCCCAGCGAGGGCCGCAAGAAGCCCCGCGGGAAAUGGCUGGCACUGGAGUCCUCCGAGAGACGCUGUCAGAUCUGCCAGCAUCUCUGCUACCUGUCCAUGGUGGUUCAGGAGACUGACAACGUGGUUUUCUGUCUGGAGUGUGCCCUGCGCUACGUGGAGAAGCACAAGUCCUGCAGAGGCCUUAAGAUGAUGUAUCGCUAUGAUGAGGAGCAAAUCAACAGUCUGGUGAACCAGGUGUGUGGCCGGGCCUUGCUAAAGGGCGGAGGCGGGGGUGGAGCCGUCGGCGUCAUCGUGAGCGGAGGGGGGGGGGACUCCUGCCACAGUUUAAGCCCUGCCAAAGCGUCGCCCGCCAAGCGAGGUCCACGGAAGCGCGCCACCGUGGAGGUCUCCCUGGCGCGCCUCUCCUCCAACCACAUACCCAAAGCAGCGGCGGUGUCCUGAGGGGGGGCGGGGCUCGCCACCGCGCUGUACCCACAUCCAGCCCCACCCCUUUAACCCCCGAGCCCACGGUUUUUCUUUUUUCCCUCAUAAGUAUGAUCGCUCAGUCCCUCGAGUGUCACAAGAUUGUCCAGAAGUCCCUCUCACCUGACCUCAGUCUCUCCAAACACACGCGCCUCACCUUUAGUUUGACAGGCUUGUUGAUAAAAAGGAAACUGAAAAAAAACACACAAAAAAAACCCCGCAAGAUGUCUUUUUUUGCACUAGUAUGAAAGAAAAUUAGCUUUUUUUCAACUUGUGGAUGGUUUUAGAACCUCCACCCCUCACGUCAAAUUUACAAACACUUAGUGGAUCGUUCAGAGCCCGUUUUUCCACUUUAUCCCCCCAUUCAUCCCGCCCCCGGCUGAAACGGGAAAUGGGUUACAUUUGUUUCCUUUUUCUUGCAUCACUCGUUCCUUCCCGCCUGUCAUCCCUGAGACUGGAUCCUUCCCUUCACUCGACUGUGAACCUGGGAUGAAAAGAUGGCCCUUUUUCCCCCCUCUCCAUGUUUUUUUUUCAUGAGAAUGACAUCUAGUUUUUACCAAAAGUUUGUGGCUGUCCUUUAUUUGAGGAAGAAGAAUCCCUUCUACCCCCCCCCCCCUCCUCCCAAAGCGUUCUCGAUGCAGUUAAUUCAUUAAAAAAAAUCACUUUCUUUUAAACUGGGCUUUGAGAUGCAAGGUAAAAACUUGAAAGAUGAAUGAUGUUGGUUUACUGUCGGUUGGCUACGUUUUGAUUUCGGAGUUCUAUUUUGAAUUUUAGCUUUGUUUUCUGCUAGUUCUUAUUUUUCGUGAGAAGUUUUUUCCGUGUGUUUUUAUUUGUGUCCUGGUGGAUGUUUCUGUGCGUUGGCGGACGUGAGGGGGGCAGACUUGCAGCUGCUUGACCCGUGAAAGGGUCACCGCUCGCCUCACUCCCCCCGUAGUAUGGAAGGGUCUCUUUUGGCUAGCGAGUAAAAACGGUGCCUGACACGUAGAAAAAGGAGAUCCAUUUUUAUUGGUGCUGUUGGUUAUAAUUACUGUAUAACAACACAAGAAAUAAAACCCGGGGGUUAGCGCCAGCUAUCGGUUAACUCGCAUACCCCCCCCCCACAGGGCAGAGAGGCUCCUGAGCUUUUCUGGUUCUAGAUGUGCAAUCGUGUUAACAUUCCAUUCUUCCAGUCCUCUUGUUUCAUCUGUACCAGUAAACAUUAAUUAUUAUAUUAUAUUAUUAUUAUUUUGUUGAUCUGAAGUGUUAUCUCAAGUAGAGCCACUAGUUUAAGAGUGUAAAAUGUGAAAUAUCAAAUCCAAGUUUUUGUUUCUCUUGUUUUAUGUUUUGUUAUCUUUUGCAUCUUUUCCCCUUUUCCAGAUAUAUUAUGAGCAAUUUUUAGAGAGAGAGAAAAAAAAUCCAACACAAACAAACAUCAACUUUUUGUACAUAUAUCCUGUAAAUUUCUUUAAAUACUUGAGCCUUUUUCUGGGAUUAAGUAAGUAAGAAAGAAAGGAAAGAAAAGAAAGUUUCCGGAGGAAAGUGCUUGAUGAAGAAAAAGCCUUACAUUUCCCUUUCUUCAUCCGUGUGAGUUUGACGCUUACAGGGUUGCUCUGGUAAAUGUGUAUAAAAAAAUUUUAAGUGCUGCUUAUAUCACUAAGAAAGAAGAUAUUGAGUAGCCAAUGAUUGCCCACCCCCUAGUUUUGUUUGUUUAGCUUUACUUUUUUAAAGAAAAGGGAAAAAAGAUGUUGACAAAAAAAUGGGUUUUUACAUUUUCAUUACUGAAAAUUCAACAAAAAUGUAGUAGCUACUCAUGUUGCACUGAGCUUGCCAGUGGUGACUGUCAAGGAAAAAUCUUAUAAUCCAGUUUGUUGGUUGUUGUCCCUUUCAGAAGACUGAACUGUUUUAGGACUAUUUAAUUAAAUACCAAGUCGGGUGUUUUCAACAUUUAAAAAAAAAAGUGGUUGUCAAGUUUUUAUGGCCUUACAAUAUAUUUUAUUCAGAUAGGAUGUUUUUUCUUCUUUUCUUUUUUUGUUUAUUGGUUAGUCUCUUUUGUUUUCUUCCAUUUUCUACAGUAAAAACUCACAGCGGGGUCUCUGGUGACUUAAUUUAUUAGUGCCGUAUCUUGGCAUUUCCCUCCAUUUGGAAGUUUCAUGUUGGUUAUAUUGACAGUUUUUUACUUUUGCAGUUUGUACUUAAGGUUUAAUAAAAACUUACUGACAAUUCACUGUCAUUUCUUUCCAACCUGA